Messenger RNA from Colletotrichum navitas, 1452 nucleotides. RefSeq names its product aminotransferase class-V. The transcript has a single exon. Lineage: Eukaryota; Fungi; Ascomycota; Sordariomycetes; Glomerellales; Glomerellaceae. The coding region runs from base 1 to 1452 and encodes 483 amino acids. The record is from RefSeq and is a predicted model, not a curated record.
AUGGAAAACAUACUCAUCAACUACCCAGAGUACAAGUCAACGUCCCGCCUGGACAAUCUCCGCGCAACAGAUUACAGCUACCUCGAUAAGCAAGGCCAUCUCUACCUAGACUUCACUGGCGCGGGCCUAGCUGCGCAGUCCCAGCUCCGCGCCCACGAGAGCCGGCUCAAGCAGACGCUCUUCGGGAACCCCCACUCCAUCAACCCAACAAGCCAGUCGGCCACCGACCUCGUGGAAGACACCAGGGCCCGCGUGCUCGCCCACCUGAACGCCUCCCCGGACGAGUACACCGUCAUAUUCACCCCGAACGCGACGGGAGCGGCGAGGCUCGUCGCCGAGGCCUACCCCUUCAAGAGGCGGACGAGACUGGUCCUCACAUCUGACAACCACAACUCGGUCAACGGGCUGAGGGAGUUCGCGCGCGGGAACCAUGCCCAGACCAUCUACAUCCCCGCCCGCGCGCCGGAUCUGAGGGUAGACCCGUCCGAUCUGAUGUCAGCGCUAAAACCUCGUAGGCGAGGGCUUUUGGGCUCCCCCCACCCCCGCAGGAGCGGCUUGUUUGCAUACCCGGCCCAGAGCAACUUUAGUGGUGUGCGUCAUCCGCUCUCCUGGGUCGGCGUGGCACAGCAGCAGGGGUACGACGUGCUGCUUGAUGCCGCGGCUUACCUGCCUACGGCGAAGCUCGAUCUGUCAGCCGCCGGCGGCGUCCAACCAGAGUUCGUCAUCGUCAGCUGGUAUAAACUGUUUGGGUACCCGACUGGAGUCGGUUGUCUGAUUGUGCGGCGCAGCGCGCUGGCCCGGCUGGCCCACACGCGGCCGUGGUUCUCGGGAGGCACCGUCACGGCCGCGUCGGUCGGCGCACACUGGCACGUCAUGGCGCCGGACGAAGCGGCGUUCGAAGACGGCACGGUCAACUUUCUGUCGAUCCCCGACGUCCAUUACGGCCUGGACUGGCUGGACGGCAUUGGCAUGCCCCUGAUCGCGACCAGGGUCCGGUGCUUGACCGGAUGGUGCCUCGAGCGUCUACGAGCGCUAGAACACAGCGACGGGUCGCCGGUGGCCAGGAUCUAUGGCCCGACCAGCAUGGUAUCACGGGGCGGCACGAUAUGCUUCAACUUCCUAGAUGCGGGCGGCCGGGUGGUUGACGAGAGGCUGGUGGCUGUGGAAUCAUCGGCGCAGAAGAUCUCGUUGCGCACCGGAUGUUUCUGCAACCCGGGCGCCGGCGAAGCGGCCUUUGGGCUGAAGAAGAGGCUGCUGGAGACACUAAACAAGGUUCAUACCAGCUCCUUGGACGACUACGUGCGUCUACUGGCCCCGGUCGGAGCCGUCCGCGUCUCUUUCGGCUUCGUAUCGACGGCGGAGGACGUGGAUCGUUUCAUUGCAUUUGCAGAAAAGACGUAUCGGGACAGGCUGACACCUGUCAAUGGCCUACCGGUAUACGAUCAUUGCUGA